This is a messenger RNA of Adineta steineri, 1764 nucleotides long. The record is from the annotation of a GenBank genome assembly. Lineage: Eukaryota; Metazoa; Rotifera; Eurotatoria; Adinetida; Adinetidae.
AUGAAUAAGUUUCUCCUAGUAUCUGUAUUACCAGUAUUACUGGGAAUUUUAACUUUUAAUUUAUGUACAGCUACGGCGGCUGUCGGUGGUGCAAGUACGCAUGCUUCCAACAAUAAUGGAAUUAAACGUAUUACAAUGCAGAAAGUCAGUCGUAAAUGUGGCAAUAGUACUGACAGUUAUAAAUGUCAUAAGAAACAUAAUCACACAGCAACUACAGGUACUAAAAGAAGAAGAUCAGCUUCACCUACUACAUCGACUGAAUCAUUGCUUGAUGAAAAUUGGGGAACGUAUUGGAUGGGCCAAAUAACAAUUGGUUCACCCGCUCAAAUAUUCAAUGUUGAUUUUGACACAGGAUCAUCUGAUUUGUGGGUACCAAGCACACAAUGUGGCAGUUCAUGCGGUGGUAAUCAUACAUUUAACAGUGGCCUAUCGUCUACAUAUCGAGCAUGGAAUAAAAAUUUCUACAUUCAUUACGGUGAUGGUAGUAAUGCUAAUGGAACUUUUGCAAAUGAUACAGUUACUAUUGGUGGUGUAUCCAUUGCCAAUCAAUCUUUUGCCAUGAUUACUUCAGCUCAAGGUUUUAGUACGAGGACAGCUGAUGGAAUGCUUGGUAUGGGUUAUCAGAGCAUUGCCAGUGGUGGUGAACUCCCAGUAAUAUGGUCAAUGUAUCUGGCUGGCGAAUUGAGUCUUCCACUUUUUAGUUUUUGGUUUGGACCAAUAUCGACUGGUUCCGAUACAGGUGAAUUGAUUUUAGGUGGUUACGAUACAACAAAAUACACAGGCUGUUUUACAUAUGCAUCAGUAAGUGUACCUGGUUUUUGGGAAUUCGUUGCUGACAGAGUUAGUUUAACAACUGGAUCAACUACAAAUAUAAUAGCUAAGUCAAUUAGCGCUAUUCUGGAUACGGGAACGACAGCUGCCAUUGUGGCUCCAACAACUUAUUUCAAUAUGAUAAAUACAUUAUUAGGAGCUACAUACGAUCCAAACACCGGAUGGUCCAUUGUCAAUUGUCAAACAAAACCCUUGUCAGCUUUUCCAAAUAUUACAGUUACAAUUAGUGGUGUUCCAUUUGUAUUAACACCAUUAAUGUACCUUGAAAUCGUAGGUAAUUCUGCUGGAUACACUUGUUAUAGCUUAAUAACAUCAAUCGAUCAAAACGAUGCAAAUGGCAAUCCAAUUUGGAUUCUUGGUGAUUUUUUUAUGAGACGUUUCUACAGUGUAUUUGAUAUGCAAAAUAAUCGUAUUGGAUUAGCACUUUCAACAUCGUAUUCAUCGGUACAAACUGUACCCAGUACUUUAUUCCAGACCACUACAACGUUGUUUCCUCCAACUACAACAACAACAAAAACAGUUACUACAACUACAACAUUACCAUCACAAUGUUAUAGCUAUACAACGAUUAGCGAUGCAACACGUUUAACUACAGCAGGACCAGCAGCCGGUUGUGAUCAAAAUGUCUUUAGUAGUACUAGUACAAACAGUCCAACAUGGGUUCGAUUUGUAAGUCCAGGUGGUACACAAUUAGCUACAUCACCACCAAAUUCAGGUAAUGGAAAUGUAUGUGGAACGUAUGCAUCAGGCUGGACCAAUGCGACAUACCCUGCAGUUGUUGGACAAAGUGUAAAUGCAUUCGCUUGUUUUGCAUACAAUGGUAAUCCAUGUUUUGGAUAUGUCUAUUGGAAUAUCAUAAUUAAUUGCAAUGGGUUUUAUGUGCACGGGUUAUUUGGACCCGGAGGUUGUGCUUAUCGAUACUGUACACAAUAA